Molecule: messenger RNA, 1290 nt
Organism: Rhodamnia argentea
Lineage: Eukaryota; Viridiplantae; Streptophyta; Magnoliopsida; Myrtales; Myrtaceae
Product: 2-alkenal reductase (NADP(+)-dependent)-like
Exons: 5
Coding region: 235-1275 (346 amino acids)
Biological process (GO): response to oxidative stress
Molecular function (GO): 2-alkenal reductase [NAD(P)H] activity
Source: RefSeq, a predicted model, not a curated record
CUCCAAAACGUCGUCGUCUUCCUCCACACAUCGCCAUCGUCGCCCGUCAACUCAUCCCCACUUCCUGUCACCCAAUGCAAAACGUCAAGGUCAUCUCUUUUCUGCCAUUAAAGGCCUCCUCCCGGCGUUCUCGGCUAAGUCGAUAGAAGGACACGCAUUCAACCCCCCCACCCCCAACACCUGCUCGUCUUCUCUCUUCUGGGUUUCGUCGGGAGAGUGGCGAAGAGAUCGGCGAUGGCGAGUGAGAAUGUCGAGGAAGUGAGGAACAAGCAAGUGAUAUUCAGGGGCUACGUGAGCGGUUCCCCCGAGGAGACGGACAUGGAGGUGCGGGAAUCCACCGUGACAUUGGGAGUCCCGGAGGGCUCCGGCGGCGUUCUUGUGAAAAAUCUCUACCUGUCCUGCGAUCCUUACAUGAGGCUGCGCAUGAGGAAGCUCGAUCUCCCCAGUUACCGCGAUUCCUUCGAACCUGGUUCGCCUAUUACUGGAUAUGGCGUAGCUAGAGUCUUGGAAUCUGGGCAUCCGAACUUCAAGAAAGGCGACUUGGUUUGGGGCAUGACUGGAUGGGAGCAGUAUAGUCUAAUUACUGUGCCAGAGACUUGCUUUAAGAUUGAACACAGCGAUGUUCCUCUGUCUUACUACAUUGGCCUUUUGGGUAUGCCAGGCAUGACAGCUUAUGCCGGGUUUUUUGAGGUAUGCUCUCCUAAGAAAGGAGAGACUGUUUUCAUCUCGGCAGCAUCCGGAGCCGUCGGUCAGCUUGUUGGUCAGUUUGCAAAGUUGUUUGGUUGUUAUGUUGUUGGCAGCGCCGGCAGCAAAGAGAAGGUUGAUUUGCUGAAGAACAAGUUUGGUUUCGAUAAUGCUUUCAACUACAAGGAGGAACUGGAUCUGGAUGCGGCACUGAAAAGAUGCUUCCCCAAGGGGAUCGAUAUCUACUUCGAAAAUGUCGGCGGAAAGAUGCUUAAUACGGUGCUGCUCAACAUGAAACUUCAUGGCCGAAUCGCAGUAUGUGGAAUGAUCUCUCAGUACAACCUCGAGCAGCCUGAAGGCGUACACAACUUGAUGAACUUAAUCCUGAAGCGGGUUCGAAUGGAAGGUUUCUUGGUGACCGAUUACUAUCAUCUCUACCCGAAGUUCCUGGAGACGGUAUUGCCUCAGAUCAAAGAGGGGAAGAUUGAGUACGUGGAAGACAUCGCCGAAGGGCUCGAGAAAGGUCCGGCAGCUCUCGUCGGCCUGUUCUCCGGCCGCAACGUCGGAAAACAGGUGGUUGUCGUUUCUUGAGAAUAAGUCAGCCUU